UUCAAGGUGGCUAUUUUUAGAGGGACCAGCUAGCAACUAAAGCGACACUAGCAGCAGCAUUCUUUCCUUUGUCUCUCUUCAUCCACGUGAGAGCAGACGCGUCGCCAGCAGCAUCAGCAGCAGUAUCAAGAGCAUCCUCUCUUCCUUCACGUCCAGUAGCGUGAGGCCUUGCAUCCAGACAGAACGACCAUGUCGAGGGAUUAGUACGUUCUCUUCUUCUAUAUCUCUUUGCGACUUUUCUCGAGCGUUGAGGCCGUUUAUCCUAACGAUGAUGCGGUCGGUAAUAUUAUGCAGCGACCACCUAUUCAAGCUCGUGCUGAUUGGCGACUCGGGCGUAGGCAAGUCCUGCCUUCUGUUGCGCUUUGCGGAUGAUGCUUUCACUGAGAGCUACAUCACCACUAUUGGAGUGGACUUUAGAUUUCGCACAGUGAAGAUCGACAACAAGACUGUGAAGCUCCAAAUUUGGGAUACGGCUGGGCAGGAGCGUUUCCGCACCAUCACAAGUGCGUAUUAUCGUGGUGCAGACGGCAUUAUCAUGGUGUACGAUGUCACGAGCCAGGAAUCUUUCGAUCAUGUAAACGACUGGCUGAAUGAAGUGAACCGAUACGCCAGCGAAGGCACAUGCAAGCUCCUUGUGGGCAACAAGAGCGACAUCAGCGACAACAAGGCGGUGUCGUACGAGACAGCGAAGGCCUUCGCAGACAGUUUAUCGAUCCCGUUCCUCGAGACAAGCGCCAAAAACGCGCAAAAUGUGGAGGAGGCGUUCCUUACAAUGGCCUCAGAACUGAUUACGAUUCGUGAAAUGGUUGGUGAAUCCAGCAGACCUACAGGCACCAAGCUGACCGAGAACACCAAAAGCGGCGGCAAUAACAAUGGAUGCUCGUGCAACUAAGCUGCUUCAGUGAGGUCUUGUGCCUCGGUUCAACCAACAGCUUGGAGACAUUAGGAAAGCGAGCUAUGAAACUACAGUAAGUUAGUGCACCGAAGACACUGUAUUGAUGCGCAUGCAUAGGCUUUCGCCGGAACUACAGUAAGUAAAGCAAGCGCUCUCACAGUGUCGUUCAUUUGGCUAUAUUUUUGUGGUUAUAUGCGAAUUGAUGGGGACAAGACAGCAGGAGGCUGUCCUCUAAACUGUAAAAGUUCAUUCGGACUGAGAUACUUAGUGGUCGAAGUAUCGGGCGAGCUUCUCGAUGUCGACCGUGUUGUUGUCGGCCUCUCCUUCCUGUGCUCUGGCCACGGCGCUGUUGAUCUCCGUCUCGCUGAAGAGAAUGGGCUCCUUGGACAUGGCUCGCUUGACGAACUUGGCGCUUACACGGCCUGGCUCCUCCUCGUGGCCCUCAACCAGAGAUCUAAUCAUGUUGCCCUGUAGUUGCGAUCGGCGCAGAGGAACCUCUCCUUGCGGGAAGGAGUGCAACUUGUAAAUAGACUGGUACUUACGCACGUA
This is a messenger RNA of Phytophthora nicotianae INRA-310, 1444 nucleotides long. RefSeq names its product GTP-binding protein YPTC1. NCBI's taxonomy places the organism in Eukaryota, Oomycota, Peronosporomycetes, Peronosporales, Peronosporaceae. The record is from RefSeq and is a predicted model, not a curated record. Gene Ontology annotation, molecular function: GTPase activity; GTP binding. The transcript is spliced from 6 exons. The coding region runs from base 269 to 892 and encodes 207 amino acids.